Messenger RNA from Anopheles merus, 1495 nucleotides. RefSeq lists its product as uncharacterized. The record is from RefSeq and is a predicted model, not a curated record. The coding region runs from base 771 to 1382 and encodes 203 amino acids. Lineage: Eukaryota; Metazoa; Arthropoda; Insecta; Diptera; Culicidae. The transcript has a single exon.
UUUAUCACGCACUUAAAAAAUGUCGAUAUUUUUCAAGCCGCGCAAAGCCUAAAACCGGGCUCGUGCACGUCUCACGGGAUGUUGCAAGUAUGUGUCUACAUUCAUACCGGUAUACAUAAAUGAUUCUUCGUUGCGUAAGCUUGUUUAGCCGAUCAUUGCCUCCGGAUGACAAGUUUACGGUCACUGGUGUGCUAUCAAUUUGAUUGCUCAAAUCGAAAUAACACGAACUUUGAAUAGUAUGUGUAUGUUUGAAUAGCCAGUUAAAGUGAAGGCUAGUUUGAGCUUCGUCGAGCUAGUUUUGCUAAAGAAAACGGGAAGCUGAUGCCAAAGUUGCCAAUGUCCGGAAUGUCGUAAGAACGAUAUGUAAUGUGAUUUAAGUCAAGCAAGCACUGUUUGCAGAGAUGAACUGCUGUACACAAUAAGAUUUACAAUAAUCAAAAUGAAAGGAUUACGAGUAUAAGAUGAUUGCUAAAUUAAACUUAGUAGAAAAAUGUAACCGUAGUUUACACAGUCUUGUCGUUGUAGAUGUAAGAGCUCUCGCAUGAUGAGGGCAAUAAUAGGCUUCAGCACUUCUAUUCAGCACAUUCUUUGUUUGUACUUCUGUUUGUGUUGGCACGGUUGAUUGACCCUAUUCUAAUCACUUACAACGAUCAUAAGCUGAUGCCUUUGGGAUAAUGUUCGGUUAAUGCUUAAACUAUGUUUCGUUAUUGGAACAAAUGAAUGGAAUUGGCCAUAAUUUCUUCCAAACUAAGCAUUAAGCAAAAGUAUAAAUGUUGAGUGUUGAGCAACUCAUAGCAUCAGUCAAUAAGUUGAAUCAGUCCAUCAUGCACCUGAUUUUAGGUACUCUUCUUACGUUUGCGGUGCUAAUCCACGCUGCACCCGGUCCGUGUGAAUUGCCAAGCUUAUCGGAAGUUGGCAGCCAGUAUUUGGUAUUUGGGCAGGAUUGCAGACAGUACGCGUAUGGCUACAAUGCUGGAUCAUCGGCUAAGGUGGAAUUGAAGAGCGCAGAUGGCACGGUAUACGGUGCCUAUCACUAUAUCGAUGCCAACAACGUUACCCAGAAAGUGAACUACACGGUAAAUGACGUGGAUGGGUUUGUGGUGGAAGCAUCUAACUUGCCUGCGCCAGUAAAAGAUGAUGUUUCCGAUGCUUUAACAACAACAGAAGUGCCAACCACACUGCCGUCUGUUGUUCCGGAGCAAGAAACAACUCCGUUCAAACUAGUGCGCGAGUCUAGUGUCAAUCAAUCCAAGGAUCGUGAUAUAUAUUUGAAACCAAUCCUUUCCGUAUGGUUUCCUGCCAGUUCGUACAACCCUGACCAUGUCGUAGUGCAGCACGCUGAACUUUCAGCAUCGAUGCAAGAACACGAUAAAAGAGUUUGAAGGAUUGUCCUGGGUAUAGUACACCACGGUGUUACAAACAAAACAAAUAUAUAAUUCAAUAAAUUGUAUGGUCAAUGUUCAUGUAGUACGAAUAUAGAAAUUGUAUCGUGAAU